AUGACAGAAGUAAGCAACAGAGAAUUAACAGUGAUUGAGCGAAAUACAGAUUUAGUUCUUGCCCACAUUCUCUCUUUCCUUCCAACAAAAUAUGCAGUUGCUACCAGCACUCUGUCACCAAGAUGGAAACACAUAUGGACUUCUGUCCCCUAUCUGGAAUUCAAUGAGAAGACACUGUUAGUUGAGCAUCCUUGGUCUGGCAUGCAUAAGCCUAAAGAUCAUCAUCGCCAUGUUAACCAAUUAUUUGGGCUUUUGAAAGCAAUUUCUAAUGUGCAUCUACAUCUAAAGGCUAGCACUAUGGCAGCUCUCGGCUUUGCUAAUGACAAAAAUUGGCCCGCGUUUCCUAAUUUGAUCCAAUUGGAAUUGGGUGUUUGCCACAAUUUUUGCUGCAAGAGUUUGUUUGACUUGCUCAAUGGUGCACCUAAUUUGUGCACUAUGGUAUUUGCGAAGGUACCACUUCAUGAUGGUUUUGCAUACUCAGAGCAAUUCAAUUGGUUUGAACCACAAGGGGUGCCAAGUUAAGAAAUUAAAAUCUCUGGCAGAUGCAUCCCAAGAUGAACUUAAUCUGAUAAAGUAUCUAGUGAAAAAUGUGGAUGUCUUGACAAAGAUGACAAUUAGGAAUGUAUUUUCAAGCAUGGAAAAUGAGAAUGAGUUUCUUAAGGAACUUGUCAUGGCUCCUAGAUGUUCAAAUACCUAUCAAAUAGAACUUGUUUGAGAAUUCAUUGAUCAAGGCUUCAAGUGGCAUAUCUUCUGGAGGUAUGUGCACUUAUUUUGUUUAAAGUGAUUGAGUUGGUUGACCCACAUUUGGCCCAUGGAGAUAGUUGUUAGCUUUUGGUUCUAAAACCUAUGCUUUGAAUUCCAAUUCACUACUCAGACUACAUUCGAAAUACUGCAGAGAGUGGUCUUCAUAUAUAUAUAUAUAUAUAUAAAGAUAAAUGUGUUUUCAUGUUUAGUGAUAUAUAUAUAUAUAUAUAUUUGCUUUGUAGUUUU
Camellia sinensis is the source of this 990-nucleotide messenger RNA. Lineage: Eukaryota; Viridiplantae; Streptophyta; Magnoliopsida; Ericales; Theaceae. The record is from RefSeq and is a predicted model, not a curated record.